Messenger RNA from Colossoma macropomum (tambaqui), 4033 nucleotides. It is a transcript of the gene gdi1, whose product is annotated as GDP dissociation inhibitor 1. The record is from RefSeq and is a predicted model, not a curated record. NCBI's taxonomy places the organism in Eukaryota, Metazoa, Chordata, Actinopteri, Characiformes, Serrasalmidae. Gene Ontology annotation, molecular function: Rab GDP-dissociation inhibitor activity. The transcript is spliced from 12 exons. Gene Ontology annotation, cellular component: cytoplasm. Bases 82 to 1425 code for a protein of 447 amino acids. Gene Ontology annotation, biological process: protein transport; small GTPase-mediated signal transduction; vesicle-mediated transport.
GCCAUCUUUGGUCGUCCUCGCCGGUCGCACUACAACUACAGUGAAAGAGGGAGGUUGCGCUAGGCUCCGUUGCAAUACAACAUGGAUGAGGAAUAUGAUGUGAUCGUACUGGGCACCGGGCUCACAGAAUGUAUUCUCUCUGGGAUCAUGUCAGUGAAUGGGAAGAAAGUUUUACACAUGGACAGGAACCCAUACUACGGAGGAGAAAGCUCCUCCAUCACCCCUCUGGAGGAGCUUUAUAAGCGAUUUGAGCUUCCAGAUGGGCCUCCAGAGUCGAUGGGUCGGGGCAGAGACUGGAACGUUGACCUCAUCCCUAAAUUUCUCAUGGCCAAUGGGCAGCUAGUCAAGAUGCUGUUAUAUACUGAAGUGACCAGAUAUCUGGACUUCAAAGUGGUGGAGGGGAGCUUUGUGUACAAAGGAGGAAAGAUCUAUAAAGUGCCCUCAACGGAGACUGAGGCACUGGCUUCAAAUCUAAUGGGAAUGUUUGAGAAGAGACGUUUCCGGAAGUUCCUAGUUUUUGUGGCCAACUUUGAUGAGAACGACCCAAAGACCUUUGAGGGAGUUGAUCCCAAACAGACAACAAUGGGAGAAGUGUACAAGAAGUUUGACUUGGGGCAGGAUGUUAUCGAUUUUACCGGACAUGCCUUGGCCCUCUACAGGACAGACGAUUACCUUGAGCAGCCAUGCCUGGAGACCAUCAAUCGGAUCAAGCUGUACAGUGAAUCUCUGGCUCGCUAUGGGAAAAGCCCAUACCUGUACCCAUUAUACGGCCUGGGGGAACUGCCUCAGGGCUUUGCCAGGCUAAGUGCAAUUUACGGAGGAACCUACAUGCUGAACAAGCCAGUGGAUGAGAUAGUCGUAGAGGAUGGUCACGUCAUUGGAGUGAAAUCAGAAGGAGAGAUUGCUCGAUGCAAGCAGCUCAUCUGUGACCCCAGCUACAUUCCAGACCGUGUGCGCAAAGCAGGCCAGGUGAUUCGGGUCAUCUGCAUCCUCAGUCAUCCUAUAAAAAACACUAAUGAUGCUAACUCCUGCCAGAUCAUCAUCCCCCAGAACCAGGUUAACCGCAAGUCAGAUAUCUAUGUGUGCAUGAUUUCCUAUGCCCAUAACGUUGCGGCCCAGGGGAAGUACAUUGCCAUCGUAAGCACCACUGUGGAAACUGCGGAGCCUGAAGCUGAAAUCGAGCCUGCUCUGGAGCUCCUUGAGCCCAUCGACCAAAAGUUUGUGGCCAUCAGUGACAUGUAUGAACCAACAGAUGAUGGUUCAGAGAGCCAGAUAUUCGCGUCACGGUCUUACGACGCAACCACCCACUUCGAGACGACCUGCAACGACAUCAAGGACAUCUACAAGCGCAUGACCGGCAGCGACUUUGACUUCGAGAAUAUGAAGCGCAAACAGAACGACGUCUUCGGGGAGGAUGAGCAGUGAGCGAGGAGACUAAGAUGGAGGGAAGGAGGAGGUGAGAGAUGAGGACAGCUACAAGGGGAACUGGGGUAUUGCUUUGCUUUAGAUAAAUCGAUUUGAUUUAAACAGAUCAAAAGUUGAGUGCAAGUUACAGCAAUCAAGCCUAGUCAUAGACAACGUUCAGCUGUCCUUAGCUUUCCUUCUUCUUGUCUUACGCCUCGUUUCCUCCUCUCUCUUAGUCCCUUUUUCCCAAGUACGUACACUUUAGCACAGAGGCACAAUGCUCCUACGCUCACAUUCCCCAACUCAUCCUUCACAAAGCAGGCUGAUGUUAGACCUUUCGUGAACACGUCAUGCAUUGUUUUUGAGCUACUAUCCUGUCGAAGUGAAACAUAUACAAGCCUUAUUUGUUUGGGAGUCAUUUUGGUUUUUAUGAGUGAUGCCUUUGGCGGCAGCUCACAUCUUUACAUAAUCCACUAAUGAGAGACAAUGUAACAGUGUCUGAAGUAGAUAUAAACUGUGAAAUCACUACAAAACACCAGACCAAACUGUUUAUCCCCCACAUGCUUAACAUGACUUUCCACAUUUCAAUAAUAGCAUUGUUUAAUUUGAAGACACUAAAAUAAGUCCUACAGACUUUUGGUAACAGAGCCACGGCAGCCUUCCCACGCACUGGAAAGUGUCAUUGGCAAGUACAAAGCUUCACACCCAGGUCUUCGCAUAUGCAGACUUGAUGACCAUCACAUCAUUUAAAAGUUACAAUGGCAGAAGGUUGAUCUAAAAUUUGGAGAAUCUCCUUGCAUGCACCUUUCAGACAACUUAAAGAUGGGUUCCACCGAAUAACGGUCAUCUUCCCAAAUGACCCUGCUUUUAUUACACUAUAGCUGUUCACUAAUAUACUCAGCUUAUUAAGUUUCUUCUGUUUGGCAGUGAAUAUGGUCAAUAUGAGGCCUGGAAUGGCAUAUGCAGUGUGGAGUUGGAGUUACAAGCCAUUAACGCUUUUGGCUACGUUCACAUUACAAGCCUCAUUGCUCAGGUCUCAAUUUUUUGCUCAGACCCGGGUUUCUAACUCUGUGGUUCACAUUUGUGUAGAUCAAAUUUGUCAUUAAUGCAAGUGACCUGUGCCCUGAAACACCCCCCAUGCGCACAUCCUGAUGAGUAACGUGAUGUGAAUGAACCAUGUGUGUAAUGAAGAACAAACAAACUGACCAGCAGAACAAGGCUUUGUUGCAAAGAUCAUUUGCCCUGCUGUUCAUUAUUAGAGCAAGAUGAGGUGAAAAAUGGUCAGAUACAUUGCUUUUGCACCAUUUGCUGGCACAUACUUCAGAUUCCACGUUUGUACUGAAUGAUGGUGCAUGGGCAGUGGAAAAAUAAAAUAAAUUCUGAUGUUAGCGUUCAUGGCCCCAAAUUAGAAAUGUAUCAAAUCUAGGACCACAUAUGAAAAUAGUUCAGAUCUGAUUUGAAAAGAUCCAAUUUGAGUGUCCACACAGCUCUGAAAAAAUCAGACCUGUGUCACAUUAAGGGAAAAAAUCUGAUUUGUGCCACUUUAGUCUGAUAAUGUGAACAUAACCUUUGUUGCCCGUGUAGAAGGAUGUAAAUGAUUUACCUGCAAUUGGUAUUUACAGCUGCAAGAGUUUCUAUAGGAAUCAUGUCAAUGUGAAUUAAAAAGAUAAUGACUAUUGUGUCUUUUUGUGGUUUGACACUUAACAUAUCCUCUAGUUGUUCUGGCUUUGUAAACUAGGCUGGACCCUGGUCUAAAAACUUGGUUCUCUUUGUGUCAAUUUUGAUUGAAUUUGUGUGCUGGAGUGGCUCCUACCAUGGACUGUUACCUUGCAGUCGACAUGCUUGAGUCACUUUGUAACAUUUUACACUUAAAAAAUCAAUGUGUACAGAGUUAACACGUAACGUUGUUAGUACAAACUGAGACUAAUUCUUUUCUGUUCUUUUUUUUAUCGUUUCAUUUUUAUUUCCAGACACUUUAUUCUGAAGGGUCUUAAGUGUGCUCUUUUUUUGGUCGCUUUGUGUUUUUUUGUUAACGUAGAUGUUGAUACUGGCCUCCAAGUGCCACCUGAAGCUGUGCAUUUUGAGCAUUUAACUACGCUGCUGUCAGUGUAGCUCACGCAUCGGUUGGAUGUCCUGUAUUGACUUCCCAUGUUCAACUUGCUGAGUCUACGAUUGCGGCGGUAGUUUUCAUGUAGUUUCACAGGAAAGGUAAAAAAUCAACAGCAAGUUUCUUAAUUUUCAUAAGGUCAGAGUUGCCUGUGGUCUUUUAGACCCACUUACCAUGCUACAAGUCCUGCAUCAUCCGAUUUUCCUCUUCUUUCAUCCGUGUAUAAUGUUAAACGACAGACAAUGUUCUCAAUGGAAACUGAAUCAAAUAGCAUUACUGGCAAGCAUAGUUCUGUUUGGAAUUCUGCAUCGUCUUGUUUGUUUGAUUUCUAGUAGCUGUUUAAAUGUUAUUUUGUACUUUUAUUUAUUUUCCAUUAUGUGUAUCUUGAAACUAAACACUUUAACACUGGCAUAUGAACUUCAGACAAAGCAGUUUAAGUUGUGACUUUAUCACAGGUGUUUGAGCAGUCUUGUGCAAUGAAUGAAAUAAAUUCAAAUGUGAAUAAAAUGCUGAGAAUCUGAA